AUGGGGAGAGGAAAUAAAGAAAAAGGGAAAAAUCCCAUUAAGUUAGCCAAAAAAAAAAAAAAAAAAAAUGUAGAAGGAAAUAGCAAAGGGGAAGAUAAUGACAUGAUACAUAGCGAAACGAAUGAUCCAGGAUCGGAUGUGAUAUACGAUAAUAAUGCACCCAGCGAAGGCGAAGAUCCUACAAGGGUGCUCACUACUCGGUCUCCAAGUGAACUCCGAAGAGGCGAGGAAAAAACGCAUAAGGACAGAGAAGCAGAUCAAAGGAAUCCCCUUAGUGAUGUUUUGAGUGAAGUGGAAAAUUGUAACCUCCUUUCAGCUAACCUGAUGGAAAAUGAAAUAAGCGAAAAAAGGGAAGAUAAUUUUAAAGACGAAAGUGAAAACUAUUAUGCUAUUGGGAAAGACGAAAUGGGAACCAAGGUUAAGUUCUCAAAGGGGACUUCACAGUGUGACGAUGCUACGAAGAAGAAUGAAAACCAAGGUGGGGAGGAGACACAAAGAAAAUUCUUUAUCCAACGAACAAACGGUAGUGCCAUCCAGGGGGGAAAUGACAAUCCCCAGAAGGGGUACACUGAAUUGAAAGGAAGCCUCCCAGAGGAGGGCCACAAAAAAAAUGAAGAGGAACCAAAAACCACAGAAAUAAAUGCUGACAACGGUAGAAGUAAAAAGAAGAAGAAAUACAUCCAAAGGUAUGAACCAUCUGUUAAGAUAAAUUUAGGAAAAGGGGAUAACGUGGGUGAUCAUUCUCUUCCAGGAGGAGAGCACCCAGAAGAAGCAAAAUCAUGUUUGGAGGGAAGAAAGAAUGCCACUGCUAGUGGAGACCGCAUCACUGAAUCGUGCAUAAGCGGUUCGGAUUACGUAUCAGGAAGAUGCAAUAACGACAAUGCGGAGGAGAGACAAGAAAACAGAACUACCGGUAAAGGAUGUAUGAACCCUUCAAAAGAACAGACGACAAAUGAUUACGCAUGUAAUAGUGCACCUGUGGGGGAAGACGGAAACAUAGAAACCUCCAAUGAGGAAAACAUACCAUUAGAUGAACUCCUCUACGAAAGCACAGAAAGAGCCAAGAAAUACAACCGAACGAAUUAUGGACUCAUGGGUAUACUAAAGGUAAUUAAGAUGACAGACCCACAAUUGAAUAUGUUAGCUUUAGGAACUGAUCUAACAACCCUAGGGUUGAAUUUAAAUUCUCCAGAUUUUCUGUUCUCCUCAUUUACUUCCCCUAUAACUGAAGAUCCAACAUAUAAUGAGGGCUAUUUUGUGAAGCCCAGUUGUUAUUUAAACACGCGCUUUCAAAUUCGACUCUCCUUACUUUUGAAGCUUCAAACAGAAACUCUCUUCUACAUUUUUUACAAUUUGCCUAGGGACAUACUGCAGGCCUAUGCUGCAUCUGAGCUUUACCUCAGGAAGUGGACCUACCACAUGAAUUAUAAAAAAUGGUUUUUCCCAAGGAACAUAGUAAAUCAAGGUAACUUAAGCAGUUGCCGUUGUUGGAUUUACUUCGAUCCGCUUACAUGGACCAAGAAAAUAUAUAACGACUUUUUAACUGUUAAGGAUAUAAUGCAUGUGCAGGAUAUUACCAGAUGUAUUGAACACAUAAUCCAGGUUCAGUCAAACUAUAGUGCCAAUUUAGUCCAUUCUCCUAAUGGUGGGAACCCCAAUCAAGGCACUUCGUCCUAA
Plasmodium knowlesi strain H is the source of this 1677-nucleotide messenger RNA. RefSeq names its product CCR4-NOT transcription complex subunit 2, putative. Gene Ontology annotation, cellular component: P-body; CCR4-NOT core complex. The coding region runs from base 1 to 1677 and encodes 558 amino acids. The record is from RefSeq and is a predicted model, not a curated record. Lineage: Eukaryota; Apicomplexa; Aconoidasida; Haemosporida; Plasmodiidae. Gene Ontology annotation, biological process: nuclear-transcribed mRNA poly(A) tail shortening; regulation of DNA-templated transcription. The transcript has a single exon.